Messenger RNA from Trichechus manatus latirostris (Florida manatee), 4289 nucleotides. RefSeq names its product phosphodiesterase 8B (gene PDE8B). The record is from RefSeq and is a predicted model, not a curated record. Gene Ontology annotation, molecular function: 3',5'-cyclic-AMP phosphodiesterase activity. The transcript has 22 exons. NCBI's taxonomy places the organism in Eukaryota, Metazoa, Chordata, Mammalia, Sirenia, Trichechidae. Gene Ontology annotation, biological process: signal transduction. The coding region runs from base 1 to 2646 and encodes 881 amino acids.
AUGGGCUGCGCCCCCAGCAUUCACGUCUCGCAGAGCGGCGUGAUCUACUGCCGGGACUCGGACGAGUCCAACUCGCCCCGCCAGACCACCAGCGUGUCGCAGGGCCCCGCGGCGCCCCUGCACGGCCUCUUCGUCCAGACCGACGCCACCGACGCCGUCCCCCCGAGCCGCGCGGCGGGACCCCCCGGCGCCGCCCGCGUCCACAGGGCCCGCGCCGAGCUGGGCAGCGGCAGCAGCACGGGCUCCGCAGCCCCCGCCGCGACCACCUGCAGGGGCCGGAGGCGUCACUGCUGCAGCAGCGCCGAGGCCGAGACUCAGACCAGCUACUCUAGCGUCAAGGUUUCUUCUGCGGAGGUACGCAUUGGGCCCAUGAGACUGACACAGGACCCUAUCCAGGUUUUGCUGAUCUUUGCAAAGGAGGACAGUCAGAGUGAUGGGUUCUGGUGGGCAUGUGACAGAGCCGGCUACAGGUGCAAUAUCUCUCGGACUCCAGAGUCAGCCCUUGAAUGCUUUUUAGAUAAGCACCAUGAAAUUAUUGUUAUUGAUCACAGACAAACUCGAAACUUUGAUGCAGAAGCUGUGUGCAGGUCGAUCCGGGCCACAAAUCCCUCCGAGCACACGGUGAUCCUUGCAGUGGUUUCACAAACAUCGGGUGACCAUGAAGAGGCCUCCGUCCUUCCUCUUCUCCAUGCAGGCUUCAACAGGAGAUUUAUGGAGAAUAGCAGCGUAACUGCUUGCUAUAAUGAACUGAUUCAAAUAGAACAUGGGGAAGUUCGCUCACAGUUCAAAUUACGGAAUUGGGAAGUCAUUAAACAGUCUAUGGCAGCUGGUAAACAGCAGGAUUAUACUGAGAACUCCUCGAUAUAUGUCAACCCUGCCUUCGAAAGGAUGAUGGGCUACCACAAAGGCGAGCUCCUGGGGAAAGAACUCGCUGAGCUGCCCAAAAGUGACAAGAACCGGGCAGACCUUCUCGACACCAUCAACACGUGCAUCAAGAAGGGAAAGGAGUGGCAGGGGGUUUACUAUGCGAGACGGAAAUCCGGAGACAGCAUCCAACAGCACGUGAAGAUCACCCCAGUGAUUGGCCAAGGAGGGAAAAUUAGGCAUUUUGUCUCCCUCAAGAAACUGUGUUGCACCACUGACAAUAAUAAGCAGAUUCACAAGAUUCAUCGUGAUUCAGGAGACAAUUCUCAGACAGAGUCUCAUUCAUUCAGAUACAAGAAUAGGAGGAAAGAGUCCAUUGAUGUGAAAUCAAUAUCAUCUCGAGGCAGUGAUGCACCAAGCCUACAGAACCGUCGCUAUCCAUCCAUGGCAAGGAUCCACUCCAUGACCAUCGAGGCUCCCAUCACAAAGGUCAUAAAUAUAAUCAAUGCAGCCCAAGAAAACAGCCCAGUCACAGUAGCAGAAGCCUUGGAUAGGGUUUUAGAAAUUUUACGGACCACAGAACUGUACUCCCCUCAGCUGGGUACCAAAGAUGAAGAUCCUCACACCAGUGAUCUUGUCGGAGGCCUGAUGACUGAUGGCUUAAGAAGGUUGUCAGGAAAUGAGUAUGUGUUUACUAAGAAUGUGCACCAGAGUCACAGUCAUCUUGCGAUGCCAGUGACCAUCAACGAUGUUCCCCCUUAUAUUGCUCAAUUACUUGAUAAUGAGGAAAGUUGGGACUUCAACAUCUUUGAAUUGGAAGCUGUUACACAUAAAAGGCCAUUGGUUUACCUGGGCUUAAAGGUCUUUUCCCGGUUUGGAGUAUGUGAAUUUUUGAAUUGUUCUGAAACCACUCUUCGGGCUUGGCUGCAAGUGAUUGAAGCCAACUACCACUCCUCCAAUGCCUACCAUAACUCCACUCAUGCCGCCGACGUCCUGCAUGCCACUGCUUUCUUCCUUGGAAAGGAAAGAGUAAAGGGAAGCCUGGAUCAGCUGGAUGAGGUGGCAGCACUGAUUGCUGCCACAGUCCAUGACGUGGAUCACCCGGGAAGGACCAAUUCCUUCCUGUGCAAUGCAGGCAGUGAACUCGCUGUGCUCUAUAAUGACACAGCUGUCUUGGAGAGUCACCACACAGCCCUGGCCUUCCAGCUCACAGUCAAGGACAGCAAGUGCAACAUUUUCAAGAACAUUGACAGGAACCAUUAUCGAACACUGCGCCAGGCUAUUAUUGACAUGGUCUUGGCAACGGAGAUGACAAAACAUUUUGAACAUGUGAACAAAUUUGUGAAUAGUAUCAACAAACCAAUAGCUGCUGAGAUUGAAGGCAGUGACUGUGAAUGCAACCCUGUUGGGAAGAACUUUCCUGAAAACCAAAUGCUGAUCAAGCGCAUGAUGAUUAAGUGUGCUGAUGUGGCCAACCCAUGCCGCCCCUUGGACCUGUGCAUUGAAUGGGCCGGGAGGAUCUCUGAGGAAUAUUUUGCACAGACUGAUGAAGAGAAGAGACAGGGGCUACCUGUGGUGAUGCCAGUGUUUGACCGGAACACCUGUAGUAUCCCCAAGUCCCAGAUUUCCUUCAUUGAUUACUUCAUAACAGACAUGUUUGAUGCUUGGGAUGCCUUUGCACAUCUGCCAGCCCUGAUGCAACAUUUGGCUGAUAACUACAAACACUGGAAGACAUUGGAUGACCUAAAGUGCAAAAGUCUGAGGCUUCCGUCUGACAACUAAAGCCAAGCCAGAGAACCUGACCCCUUGACCUACAAAAGGCACUGUGAAUCACAGUAGUGUAAGCAAGAGGCUUUCCUUUAUAAUGAAAAUGACAAAUGUAGGUUAAGGAGCUGAUGUUUAAUAUUUGACGUUAAAUCAUUCAAAUCCCCAAAUCUCAUUUUUCAGAAAGUUAUGUUCCAUGAAGAAAAAUGUUUUUUUGAACAAUCACUUAAAAAUACUUGGCAAACUCCUUUGCUCUGCUGUCAUCCUGCGUGCCCUUGUCAAACCAUGGAGCUGAUUCUUCGUAAUUAGCAGGACACAAAAAGCAGAGACUUGGUGCAUGUGAGCCCAUCCCCUGGAUGAUGACCAAGUAAGUUAGUGUUCAGCUCAUCUCUUACCAUAAAAGUUACCAUGACUGUUUAGCUAUUUUCCUCAAGAGCAUCAGUCUGAAGGAAUCAUAAGAAGCCCAUCUGAACAGAUAUAUCCAAGAGAAAAAAAAAAAACUAUAUAAAAUAAGCAAAACUGGGACCAAGUUAUUAGCAAACUAGUUAGCAUCAUAGCCUCCAUGGCUAGAUGGUUCUUCUGGUCAAUGGUGACACUCAAAUUAGAACACAGCCUUGGCCUGGUGAGUGUUCUUUAGACUGGUAUCAGCAGUCUCUGCAGCCCUCUGUCUGGUAAAAGAGAUUCAUCUUAACAGAAGCCAUCCAUGAUGGGGGAGGGAAUGACAUCUUGUUUUGGGGGAAAUCCAUAAGCUUCCCUUAUUUCUGGGUUACAGAGGCAGCCACAAGGCACUACACUAAGUAUUAUAUAAAAGCCAUUAAAUUUGAAUGCCCUUGGACAAGCUUUUUUUAAAAAGAAAAAAUUUAUAUACAUUUGCUGUUUAAAAUUUUUAUUAAAACAAUCUAAAUUUUCCAGGUUAAGUCCAUGGAGUAUGUUGUGCCAUGUACCAUCUAUACAUAUAUAUCUGGGGAGGGGAGAGGGGAAGUUUCAAGGUUGAGAUGUUUUUAACCUAUCUAUAUUUGAGAUCAUGCCAUUUUACUCUAAUGGUGUAAGAAAAAAAAACUGCAAGAUGUGUAAAUAUAUCAGAAAAUACGCAUACAGGGGAGGCAGUAAAUACUAUUUUAAGCUAUUAAUUGUACGCUAAAAGCUUCUAAAGCACAGUGCAUAUUUUUAUACAGCUCUUUUCACAACUUUGUGAUCUACAUAAAGUCAAACUGAGAUUCUCCUUUCACCAGCCAACCCUUCUCUAUGUAUUAUAAGUACUAAAUAUCCAGUAAACAAAAUAUCUUAGAUUUUCUUUCAAAUUCUCUGUACGCCAUGCUGCAUUUUUAAGAGGUAUAAACAGAGAGAGUAAAUUAAUUAAACCAGGAGUUUAUUUUUCUUUCAAAUGAAAAUUGGAAUGCAGAACACCUGAAACUGGUAAAUGGGAAGAAAAAAAAUGAUUUGUCGCUACAUAAUGUGCCAAUGUUUUUUUCUAUGUUUUGUACCAAAAAUGGAAACACAUAUGACAAUUCCAUACAAAGAAAUGUAUCUAACUUAUUUUUGUUAGCUAAGAAAACUUGUUUGGUCACUACAGCUGCCAGCUUUGUAUUGUAAUGCUGCAUUAUAUAAAUGUGAUGAAAAUGUUUUUGUGAAGUACUUGUAACUAAAUUCCUACAGCCAUU